Rosa rugosa (rugosa rose) is the source of this 3634-nucleotide messenger RNA. Its product is annotated as cysteine-rich receptor-like protein kinase 7. The record is from RefSeq and is a predicted model, not a curated record. The coding region runs from base 1216 to 3540 and encodes 774 amino acids. Lineage: Eukaryota; Viridiplantae; Streptophyta; Magnoliopsida; Rosales; Rosaceae. Gene Ontology annotation, biological process: protein phosphorylation; carbohydrate metabolic process. Gene Ontology annotation, molecular function: protein kinase activity; chitin binding; ATP binding. The transcript is spliced from 9 exons.
UUUCUUUUUUUUUUGAACAAUUAACUGCCAUCAGAUUCUCUGAUCAUUUCCUCCAUUUUAUACGGUGAAAAACCAAACAUCCAUUAUCCCAUUCCAAAAAAAAAAAAAAAAUCAGAGACUUGUUCCGGAUACAUCAAACAUUCAAACGUGAUAUGGAGAGAUCUAAGAUCAUCUCUGCAGCUCCAUCAUAAGAGCAAAGUCCUCCCGCAGCUCCGAGGAGGAAGACGACGCCGUUCCGGAGCCAAAGGACGGUGGGUCGGAGUGGGAAACGGCGGAGCGGUCCUUCUUAGAGCGGAAGAGGCGUUUGGGGCUGAGGCUGUUGAUUUUCAUAAGCUUCAUGGCUGAAGAUGAAGAUAAAGAUGAUGAGAAGAAGCAGAAGCAGGAGGCAAGCAGGUUGGUGAUGAAAGAGAGAAAGAGAGAAGAAGAAGGGGGGAGAAUGGCAAUGGGAAGGAGAGAGGAUCAGAGGAAGGGGAGAGGGUGAGUUAGAGUCGGGUUAGAGGCUGGUUAGGGAGGAGACACAAAUGCCACAUGUCAACAUUUGAUAGAGAGACAGGGAAGGGGAUAGGAAAAUGGAGACAGAAGAUUUGAAGCCCUUUCGACCCAGCUUGUUCCCCCCUGUUUUUCAACUCCCAUAUCAUUCACUCCUCACCCUUACCCCGUUUCCAUAUAUGGGAAUCCACUUUUCGACCUUUUCUAGUUUUUCCCUCUAUGCCCCCCCCCCCCCCUGUCUUACUGAUAGGAAAUCUAGGGAAAUCUAGAUGGUCUGGUUGGGGUAAGGCCACGCAAUCCACGUUGUAGAUCGAUGAGGUGUUGUUGAUCCCAAUGCAAUAGGAUCAAUCUUCUUAAUUCUAGUGAAAUUUGGACAUGUUUUGCUGCUAUUUGAUCCGGAUUUAUAUGAUUUGAAGCAUAUAGAUAUAUUGUUGCUGCUAGCUUCCAUUUGCAACAAGAAACAAAUGGAUGGACUUAAUUUGUACACAAGUGCAGAUGGUGUCUUUAUUCAUCAUUUUCAUGGGGCAACCUAACUCUCUUGUUUUCUCAUACACGUACGUCACAAAAAUCUGGUACUUUUACAUAUCCACAUUAUUACAUUAAAUUUUAGGUGUUUGUGAUAAAGAAGAGUAUCACUUUCCUAGGAAAUUUGUACACCAGAUUUUGUGGUUGAAGGUUCUCCUUGUGUUUCUGAAAACACACUAUUCGAAAACACACUACUGACAUAUGUUGUUGAAAAUGCAAUACCAUUUAUCAAUAGCUACCAAAGUUCUCCUCCUCUUUCUCUUUUCUGCGAACUUCAAUUGUUCUAACACUCAGUCAUGGAUCAAAGCCGGUUACCAUCGCGCCGGUGAUUUCCCUGUUUCUGACAUAGAUUCCACAUUGUUCACUCACCUUAUAUGUGGUUUUGCCUAUAUAAACUCUUCCACUUACCAGCUGUCAAUCAACUCCUCCACCCAACAAGAAUUCUCCACUUUCACAAAUGUUGUCAAUCGCAAAAACCCAAAAGUCUCAACCUUGCUAUCCAUCAAGGGUGGCAGAAAAGACUAUUCAGUGUUGUUUUCUCUGCUGAACCAGUCUUCUCACCGGAGAUCUUUCAUUGAAUCUUCAAUAACGACAGCUAGACUUUAUAAGUUUGAUGGGCUAGACCUUUCUGGGGCUGUGCCAAGAACAAGCAUGCACACCACAUCUUUGGGAACAUUUCUAAAUGAGUGGCGUGCUGCGGUGGAUUCUGAAGCAGGAAAGUCAGGAAAGUCAGGUUUGCUCUUGACAAUGGCACUUUAUCAUCAUAUGCAGGUAAUGGACACCGUGACUGAUCCGAUUGACUCAAUUAGGAAGAACUUGAAUUGGGUUCAUCUUGUGGCAUAUGAUUACUAUCUUCCUAAAGAGGAAAACUUCACACACCCUCAUGCUGCUUUAUAUGACCCAAUAUCAAAUGGGACUAACACGAAUAGUCGUGUUAAGGACUUGAUAAGCAGAGGACUACCGGCUAGCAAGCUGGUUUUAGGCUUGCCUUACCAUGGUUAUGGUUGGACUCUUGUGAAUCCCAAUGACUAUAAUGUUGGUGCAGCGGCAUCAGGUCCUUCGUUUGCCAAAGACGGGUCCAUAUCCUAUAAGUUAAUCAAAUGGUACAUUAAGCAGAAAUAUGGAUCUCGUGCCGUUCCUAUGUACAAUGACACUUUUGUGGUGAAUUACUGCACAAUUUGGUCAAGCUGGAUUGAUUUUGAUGAUGUAGAGGCUAUCAGCGCGAAAGUUUCUUAUGCUAAGAAGAUGGGGCUUCUUGGCUACAAUGUGUUUCAAGUUGGCAAUGAUGACAAUUGGGUGCUCUCUAGGGCAGCAGCUCAAGAGGAAGGAGGUCAACAGAAGAAGAAACGGUUACUGGUGAUUGUUCUGGUCACAAUUGCUAUGAUUAUUGUCCUACUGGGAACAAUGAUGUGUUACCAAAAAAGGAGAGUACUCGAGUCAAUUGAGAUUAAAGACAAUAUCAAAAGAUCAAUUUACAGGCUAUUGAAUAUAGUUCCUAGUACAGACAAUUUUGACAUCAAUGCUCCUAAUCUGCAAGUAUUCAGUUAUACAACCAUCAAAGCGGCUACAAAUAACUUUUUGAGUCAGAAUAAGCUUGGAGAGGGUGGCUUUGGACCUGUAUACAAGGGUACACUAAGGAAGGGUCAGCAAAUAGCAGUUAAAAGACUUUCGAAAACUUCAAACCAAGGCCUUGAAGAGUUUCAAAAUGAGGUUACGCUUACUGCAACACUGCACCAUGUGAAUCUGGUUAGAGUUCUGGGAUAUUGCACCAAGAGGGAAGAAAAGAUGCUGAUAUAUGAGUACAUGCCAAACAAAAGCUUGGAUCACUACCUCUUUGAUCCAAGUAAUUGUAAUCUUUUGGAUUGGGAGCAACGUGUCCACAUCAUUGAAGGGGUAAUUCAAGGGCUUCUAUAUCUCCAAGAAUACUCAAACUCUACAAUAAUUCACCGUGAUCUGAAAGCAAGCAACAUUCUGUUAGAUGAUGAGAUGAACCCAAAAAUAUCAGAUUUUGGUCUAGCCAGAGCUUUCAGAAAGAAUGAACAUGAGGCAAAUACUGGUCGCAUUGUAGGAACAUAUGGCUAUGUUCCCCCUGAAUAUGUAAGAAGAGGCAUUUAUUCAAUGAAAUACGACGUUUACAGCUUCGGUGUUCUGCUUCUGCAAAUCAUAAGUGGCAAGAGAAGUUCAUGUUUGUAUGGCUUAGAUGAAAAUUUAAACAUUCUAGAACACGCAUAUGAAUUGUGGAAAGAAGGCCGAGGCAUGGAUUUCAUAGAUCCAACCCUUGAUGAUUCGACUUCGUCUUGCAAGCUCUUAAGAUGCAUGGUGGUAGCCUUAUUAUGUGUCCAAGAAAAUCCAGUAGAUAGACCAUCCAUGCUGGAGGUUUCUUCGAUGCUCAAGAGCGAAAGUGCAAUCGUCAUUAGUCCUAAAAAGCCUGCUUUCUCAGUUAAGAAGGAUGAAGAUGAGGAUCAUAUGUACAAAGAAAUCUAUUCAGUCAAUGAUGCAACAAUGUCCGAAAUUGUGCCCCGAUGACAAUUCUUUCUGAAACAUAACAUGUAAAGGUAUCUGUAUAGUAAUUUCUUCUGUUACAAUGUUACAUCUAUAACUGAUUUCCUUGUUUAACAUC